UCUAUAACCAACCAACACGGCAUCUCAUCUCGGUUUUAUUAUCAUUUCUCGGAUAUAAGUAGACGGAGCCGGAAACCAGAAUAGAGGAGGAGAUGAAGGCGAGUGCGAAGGUGGGAGCAGUUUGGUUGGUGGUGAUGGCUUGCGUUGUCACAAAGGGAAUGAGCGAAGGCAGAAGCAUUGUGGUUGGAGACUCUCAAGGAUGGCGUGCCGGCACUAACUACACCGACUGGGCCGUCCAAAAUAGCCCCUUCCGCAUCAACGAUACGCUCGUGUUCAAAUAUCCUCCGCCGGCGAAAUGGAGUGCAGCUCCGAGCGUGUACUUGAUGCCGGACUUGUGGAGCUUCGUGACGUGCGAUUUCAAGGAGGCCAAGCUGGUGGGAAGGCCGACCGAGGGAAGUGGGGAGGGUUUUGAGUUUCAGCUGAAUCGGUGGCAGCCUUACUACUUUGCUUCUGCCGACGGCAGUGGCUACGACUGCAUCGCUGGUCUCACCAAGUUCGUUGCUACUCCCAUGAAUUAGCCUCCCUCCCUCUUGGCUUUUCGUUUCCCAAAAUAACGCAACCCAAACAUAUUGACAUAUCUAUGUCUACCCAUAUUAAUUCCAAUAGUUUCAUCUCUCCCAUUGUGUGUUUGCUGGCUUUGACUUUAGUUGCUUUUGCCAAGCGUGCUUUGUUUGUCGACUACCCCUAACCGUAUGUACUCCUUUUCCUUCAAUUAUAAAACUAUGAAUUCCUGGAGAUAUAGCAUAAUAGUGGUGUUCUUUUAGUU
Molecule: messenger RNA, 766 nt
Organism: Neltuma alba
Lineage: Eukaryota; Viridiplantae; Streptophyta; Magnoliopsida; Fabales; Fabaceae
Exons: 2
Coding region: 93-518 (141 amino acids)
Molecular function (GO): electron transfer activity
Source: RefSeq, a predicted model, not a curated record